Cydia pomonella (codling moth) is the source of this 792-nucleotide messenger RNA. RefSeq lists its product as uncharacterized. NCBI's taxonomy places the organism in Eukaryota, Metazoa, Arthropoda, Insecta, Lepidoptera, Tortricidae. The record is from RefSeq and is a predicted model, not a curated record. The transcript is spliced from 3 exons. The coding region runs from base 43 to 300 and encodes 85 amino acids.
UAGCGCACCAAGGCCAAGCGCCUCACUGUUGCCCGAUUCGCCAUGUUCGUUCGACAGGUUAUAUGGUUGGUUUUGCUGUGCUGCAUGAUGGCUGCGCUGGCGACGCCUGAUGGUGGCGAGAGCCCGCCUUUACCUGGCCCUGGCCUUUCAUAUGGAGGAAUCCCCUAUGGCAGUAUGAGCGGCAACGUCGCCGAAUUCUACAGACAGCAAGCGGCACCUAGCGGCAGAAGCGCGUACCGCUCGCAGUUUACCAAUACGGCUGGUAUCGACUUCGCGCCGAUUGAGCAGUGGCUGCGAUAGGUGGAGCUAGUUGUUUUAGAUUAUAUUUUAGGGCACCAAAGCAAUGCAUCCUUAGGCUCACCACAGAGCCCAUACAGGCUGAAGUUAAGCAUUAAAACGGGCGGAAAACCUAUGGUUACGGAAUAUUCUACACAAAAAAUAGGUGUCUUAGACAGUAUUUCGUGACCACAAAGAUUCUGGUACUUAAUUCAGACCAUUUGGGGUGUGCCUUAGGCUGUUCAGGCGGAAUGACAUAUGCCUCACCUUUAAAAAAAUAGGCACUGUGAUAAUAAUUAUUAGUCAUGAUUUUCCAUUUCUCAUUCAUAAACAUAGUAAAAAAUAUACAAAAAAUUGCCUAAAAUGCCAAUCAAAAAUGUUACUUUAAAUUGCAGUCACUUUACGAGCUGAUUCUGAAUUUCGGUUAAAAUAUGACUAUUCAAUGUUGCCAUAUUAAUAAACAUUUUAUUGAGCCAUGAUAUAGAAAUAAGUGUAAUUAUAAAUUUAGUUUUAUUC